Messenger RNA from Cheilinus undulatus (humphead wrasse), 948 nucleotides. Its product is annotated as transcription factor BTF3 homolog 4-like. Lineage: Eukaryota; Metazoa; Chordata; Actinopteri; Labriformes; Labridae. The coding region runs from base 109 to 585 and encodes 158 amino acids. The record is from RefSeq and is a predicted model, not a curated record. The transcript is spliced from 6 exons.
GAAGCAGAUUGCAUUGCUGGUUCUUGACGCACUUUAAAGCUGCACUGCUUCACCCUCCUUAGCUGCGAGAACCAUUUCAUCCGACUUAAUUCACUUUCAGAGAACACUAUGAAUCAAGAGAAGCUCGCCAAACUUCAGGCACAAGUGCGGAUAGGUGGAAAGGGAACAGCCCGCAGGAAGAAAAAGGUUGUUCACAAGACAGCAACAGCUGACGACAAAAAACUCCAGGGUUCGCUGAAGAAACUGGCAGUGAACAACAUUGCAGGGAUCGAAGAGGUGAAUAUGAUCAAAGAUGACGGGACGGUGAUCCACUUCAACAACCCCAAAGUUCAGGCCUCUCUGUCUGCAAACACGUUCGCCAUCACGGGCCACGCUGAGACCAAGCAGCUGACGGAGAUGCUGCCUGGCAUCCUGAGCCAGCUGGGAGCUGACAGCCUCACCAGCCUGCGCAAGCUGGCAGAGCAGUUCCCACGGCAACAAAUGGACAUGAAAACGGUGAAGGAGGAAAUCGCAGAAGAGGAGGAUGACGACGUACCAGAUCUUGUGGAAAACUUUGAUGAAGCCUCAAAGAAUGAAGCUAAUUGAUGAACCCCUUUCUGCCUCCAUCAGCUGUUUUAUUGUUUACCUCUUACGGACUCACAAAGGUUAUUUCUUCUUGUGAGGUUGUUAAAGGUGCAACGUAUCAUCUUCAGAGACACAAAUCACUCCGGGUCAGACUGUCACAACAGCACAACAAUAUGCAGAUUCAGUCAGCUGUGAUAUCCUGGACACUCGCAGAAAACAAGGAUGUGCACACCUCCCAGCAUCCGAAGGACUCAAACUACAUUAGAUAAAUGGUUUCUACAUGGUUACACAGGCUAGUAUUUAAGAGAUUGUUUAUGAAAUUACAGUAAAGUUCACUUUACUUAUAGUGGUGAUUUAUGAAUUGAAUAAAGCAUUUUUGGGCUA